Messenger RNA from Cooperia oncophora, 432 nucleotides. NCBI's taxonomy places the organism in Eukaryota, Metazoa, Nematoda, Chromadorea, Rhabditida, Trichostrongylidae. The record is from the annotation of a GenBank genome assembly.
AUGGAACUCUCGGAAAUGUUUUCUCCGUCAGAAUUGCAUCCUGCUUUCAAACGUGUGAAAGGAGCUUUCAUAGCCCAAGAAAUGGCAGGUGAAAAUCUGCUUGACCGUACGCCACCUAGCGAGCCAACGGAAUCACCUGGCUCGAGCGAAGAGAAGACCGCUCCUCCUGGUACUGCUAGCGACUUUUCAAAACGAACACCUGUAACGCCGAAGGAAAGUGAGGAGUUGACAGCGAAAACACCGGCAUCCACUCCUCUUCCUAAGGGACAGCCAUCGUCUGCCGAAGGUGAACCGGCUGUGACGCCGAAAGCCCCCGACGCGGAAACGGAAACGGGGACAAAAGGCCCCGACGAUGACACGACGACGACCGGCGCUCAACAAGGUGUCGACGAGAAAACUCAAGCCGAAGAAGUUCAGCAGCAGGAACAGUAA